UAUUUUUUAAAUUUAAAUUACUUUUAAAAUUCCUAUAUGUCAACAACAACAACUUUACGUAAUUCCCAAUUAGAAGUUUUAGUAGAUAAUAAUGAAUGGCAUAAAGUAAAUGUUUGUUUAGAAGAAACUUGUCUAGUUUUUACUCCAAUUGGGGAUGGAUUUGUUGAACAAUUUGGUCCUUUAAAUGUUCCCGGUGGACUUUCUGGGGCGGCAGCCGUUUCGGGUGUUUGGAAUGCUGAGAAACGUUUUGUUAGGAUUAUAAAACGAGAGGGAGAAGGUAUAGGAAUAAGCAUUCAAGGAGGUGCAGAGGCAGGCAGACCUAUUGUGAUAAGUAAAAUCUUUUCUGGAAUGCCUGCUGACCAAACAAAUUCUUUAUUUGUUGGGGAUGUUAUAUUAGCUGUUAAUGGGGAAUCUAUGGCUAAUACCAAACAUGAAGAGGCUGUUAGAGCAUUAAAACAAGCUGGGAAGGUUGUUAAUUUACAAGGCAAGUUUUUGGAGAUCCAAUAUCGCCGUGAUUUACAUCUUCGACGUGAAAAUAUUCUUCAUCGUUUAAGUUGGGAUGAUACCCCAACAACAGUAGCAACCACCCCUUCCCUACUUCCCUCUGAUCGUCUUUCAACAAUAAAUAUAAUUCAAGAAUCUCAUCAAAAUUCUCGAAGAAUUUUUGCUUUAAAAUUAUCUUUUGUGACGAGAACACCUUUGGUACCUAAUGAAGAGGAUUUUGAGGGAAGAAUUAUCGAAAUUAGAUCUCACAGUGCUCGACAUGUUUUGACUUUGAGAUGUGCAAAUUCAUUAGAAGCAGAUGCUUGGUUCGAAGCUAUCCAUGCUUGUGUAGAAGCUUUACUUACCCAUGCAUUGGCACAAGUUAAUUUAAUUCUCGGCCAAAAUCCUCAAGUUCGUAGAAUGGGCUGGUUGGCAGAACAAAGUCCUUCGGAUUGUGGGCGGUGGAGGGCAGUUUUUGUUGCCUUAACAGUUAAUGAUUUGUUAAUUUAUGAUUCGGUGCCAGCAAUUAAACAGGAAUGGGCUCGUCCAAUGAUCAUGCGCCCGCUUAUAGCAACAAGGGUUGUUCAAACUACUGCAAGAAGUUUCCCUGUAAUCGCUGGACUUUCGGAUGUUAUUAGUUUCACAACAAGAACUGGCACACAAGAGGGUAUUCGAACACAUUUGUUUAGAGUGGAAACACACAGGGAAUUGGCAUCUUGGGUUAAGACAAUGAUUCAAAACACAUAUGAAGCUUGUGAAACUACUCUUCAAGUAAAUGCUCCAUGUAUUUGGCAAGAAAGACGUUGUGAACUUAAUAUACAUUUGGAGAGGGGCUUGAGUCUGAAUGACUCUGCUGGUGGUCAACUUCAUUGGGAAUAUCCAUUUGAAGCAAUUAGAGUUACUGGAGAUGAUGGGAAACAAUUUUUGUGGAUAGAAUUUAUUGGGGGAGGGGGUGAACAAGAAUUAGAUUUAUUGGGUUCUCCCAAAGCAGUAGUUUUUAUUUUACACACAUUUUUAGCAACUAAAGUUUAUCAGCUUGGGUUGUACGCGUAA
Molecule: messenger RNA, 1536 nt
Organism: Meloidogyne enterolobii
Lineage: Eukaryota; Metazoa; Nematoda; Chromadorea; Rhabditida; Meloidogynidae
Source: the annotation of a GenBank genome assembly